AAUUUGAUAUCAUCGCGGGACGAGGCACGGCAAAGAAAAGGGGGACGAUAGCGUUCGGAACGUGCACGCAUUUUCUUUUUUGUUUUUGCACGUGUCGUCCGACACAUGUAUCGCCACAGUAUUGAACUUGGAAGAGACUUCAUUCCGCUCGAAGUCUAGAUGCAGAGGCUACGCUUGCGUCCGGAGGCCGUCCAGUGACGUAAAUAUCCAAGAAUUUCAGCGGAUCGUUAAAAUUUGUUUGUCCACAUCAGCCCCGACGUUCGGGACGUGGUUUAACUGCGACUGGAUUGUGACGGCGCGGUGCACGCGCAAAUUCCAUUUUAAUGGAGGGCUUGAAGGACAUUAUACCGCUCAAUUUUAUCGAAUGCGCCCUCUGCGUGCCUCACUUCUGCUGCGGGGCACUGUUUGGCAUAGGAUUCUGCGCUUACUACUUUUUCGAAGUUGUCAAAACUCCUAUACUCUAUUGUGCCACAGGACCAUUCCAAGAUUUUUUAGUCGAAAAUUUGCCAAUUUUAAAAAGUAAAUAUUGGCCAACGCUAUGGUGCUUCGAGUCUCGUGCGCAAACAAUAUUCGCAUGCAUCGUGCGCGCAAGAAUGCUACCAAGCAUAAAGUACCGAAGGGAAAUGUUGACAUUGUCAGACGGCGGGGAAGUAGCAUUAGAUUGGGCAGAGGAAAAUUCAAGCCCAGCCUCGCCAAUCGUUAUUAUCUUACCUGGUUUGACAGGCGCUAGCCAAGCGGAAUAUAUAAGAUGCCUUGUUUACGCGGCCAAAAACUCUGGAAUGAGAUGCGUGAUAUUCAAUUACAGAGGCAUGGGUGGAGUGAAAAUCAAGACGCCCAAGUUUUACUGCGCGGCAAACUGUGAAGACCUUGCCGAGGUCGUUGAUCAUGUCAAAAAGCUGCACCCUCAGACUAUUCUCGGCGCUGCAGGAAUUUCCAUGGGAGGAUUAUUACUUGGCAAUUAUUUAGCCCAAUAUGGAAGUAACGCAGUGGGAAAAAUCAAAGCGGCCUUGAUUAUUUCGGUACCGCUGAAUAUUUUCGAAGCGACGAAGAGCAUUGAAAAGCCGUACCUGAAUUUACUGUUGAAUAAGUAUCUCUGUGAUAAUUUGCAACAAAUAUUGAUGCAUCACGUUGGCCGAGACCAAUUCCCAGACGUGGAUUUGGAGAAUGUGUAUAAAAGCAAGACAGUUCGAGAAUUCGAUGAAAAUUUUACGUCCAGGCAUUUUGGAUAUAGAGACGCUGAGCAUUAUUACGCAAAUGCAACUCUUCACAAUAAGCUGCAUCUUAUCGAAAUACCACUACUUUGCUGGGGUGCCGCUGACGACCCAUUCCAACCUUUCGAAGCUAUACCUUUAAAAGAAGUGAGCCAAUUGAAUAAUGUGGCAAUGGUUGUGACGUCAAGAGGAGGUCAUAUUGGAUUUUUAGAGGGUUUUUGGCCCCUCAAAGAGGAGCAAUACAUAGGCAGAAUAUUUUCUCAAUAUUUCACAGCAGUAUUUACGGUCGGAAACAACCAUCCUGCAUUUAUUUAACGAACCCUAGAAUUUUCAAUAAAUAUAAUACAUUCAACAAGACAAAUCAACUGUGAUAGCUGAAGCAAUGCUUUGAAGAAUAAUUUAAUUAGUUAAGUCGUGCUUAUAUUAUACUUACCUCGAGUAAUGUUUCAAGUACCGCGUAAUUCUUAGAAAAUUAGCAAGCUAUUUGAAAGGAAUAUUAUAUAUAUAUAUAUUUUUUUUUUUUGAACGAGAAAGAUAGUAUUCCUUAUUUUUCUUUAAUCACAAAUACCUAUUGAUACAAAUGAUUCAUAAAACAAUAGCUUAUCUCUUAAAUCCAUUGUAAAAAAUAUCGUGGAAAGCUUAA
Messenger RNA from Phymastichus coffea, 1854 nucleotides. Its product is annotated as phospholipase ABHD3-like. Gene Ontology annotation, biological process: medium-chain fatty acid catabolic process; medium-chain fatty acid biosynthetic process. Gene Ontology annotation, molecular function: acetylesterase activity; monoacylglycerol lipase activity. The record is from RefSeq and is a predicted model, not a curated record. Lineage: Eukaryota; Metazoa; Arthropoda; Insecta; Hymenoptera; Eulophidae. The transcript is spliced from 7 exons. Bases 324 to 1526 code for a protein of 400 amino acids.